Molecule: messenger RNA, 1442 nt
Organism: Lactuca sativa (garden lettuce)
Lineage: Eukaryota; Viridiplantae; Streptophyta; Magnoliopsida; Asterales; Asteraceae
Product: aspartyl protease family protein At5g10770
Biological process (GO): proteolysis
Molecular function (GO): aspartic-type endopeptidase activity
Source: RefSeq, a predicted model, not a curated record
AUGGCACCAUCCAACUCCACCAUAAUGUUUCUUUCAUAUUGUUUUCUCUUUGUUUUAAUAGUUGCAGGAAAACGAAGUGCGACAGAGAGAAGCGAAGCCAAAGUAGAUGCCAUAGCCCACCACUAUCAAACAGUCAAAUUAAGCUCUUUCUUAUCAUCUUCUAUUUGUAGCCCAUCCACUAAACGUGACAAGAAAUAUGGAUCAUUGAAAGUGGUUCACAAACACGGACCAUGUUCCAAGUUCAGUAAAAACAUUAUGAAACCCAUAACCAUGGAAGAAAUAUUGACCCAUGACCAGUCCAGAUUUGACGCAAUCAAAUCAAGGUUGACAACCACCACCACCACUGGAAAAAAAGGUAUCAAAACCUCCAUGGCAACCAUGCCUGCAACAUCCGGCACCCUAUUCAAUUCCGGCAACUACAUAGUAACAAUUGGAAUGGGCACCCCAAAGAAAGAUCUUUCACUCAUUAUGGACACAGGAAGCGAUUUAACAUGGACACAAUGCCAACCAUGUUCAGGCUCCUGUUAUAGCCAACAAGAUCCCAUGUUUUCACCUUCCUUAUCAACUACCUAUUCCAACAUCUCUUGCACAUCAACGGAGUGCUCAUUACUUCCUUCAGCCACCGGAAACCUUCCUGGUUGUAGGUCAUUAACAUGUGUCUAUGGCAUUCGAUAUGGAGACGGAUCCUACUCAGUUGGAGAGUUUGCAAAAGAGAAACUUACAUUGAGUAAAAACGAGGAAUUUGAUAAUUUCAUGUUUGGGUGUGGCCAAACCAAUGACGGAGACUAUGGAACAGCUACCGGGCUGCUUGGGCUCGGUAGUGGCAAACUUUCAAUUGUGUCACAAACUGCUAAUAAAUACGGGAAAGUCUUCUCUUAUUGUCUUCCAUCAACAGAUAGCAGUAGUGGUUACUUAACAUUUGGAAAAAGUGGAAUUUCUAGAAAUGUCAAGUACACACCUUUGUUAACCUCUCUAGGGGGUAGUACUUUCUUUAAUGUUAAGUUGGUUUCUAUGACGAUUGGUAAUACAAGAAUAGCAAUGAGAUCGAGUAUGAUCAUGGACUCAGGAACUGUUAUCACAAGGCUCCCUCCGAAGGCUUAUUUGGCUCUUAGAAACACGUUUCGAGCAGAAAUGACGCAAUACCCAUUGACUAAACCAUUGUCGAUACUUGAUACGUGUUAUGAUUUAAGUAACCAUACGGAUGUUAGGAUGCCAACGAUAAGCAUGGGUUUUGGUCAGAAUGUAAACGUGGGUAUUCAACCUCAAGGGGCGCUUAUUGCAACUAGUCGUGAUAAAAUGUGCUUGGCUUUUACUGGGAAUGACGAUGAUUCUGAACCUAGUAUAUAUGGGAAUAUUCAGCAAAUGACAACGCAGAUUGUGUAUGAUAUGGCUGAAGGAAAAGUAGGGUUUUCCCCUCAAGGAUGUGAGUGAACACAAGUCAU